Molecule: messenger RNA, 1752 nt
Organism: Saccostrea echinata
Lineage: Eukaryota; Metazoa; Mollusca; Bivalvia; Ostreida; Ostreidae
Product: serpin B6-like
Exons: 2
Coding region: 125-1468 (447 amino acids)
Molecular function (GO): serine-type endopeptidase inhibitor activity
Source: RefSeq, a predicted model, not a curated record
GUACAUAAAAUAUAUCGUGACAUUAACGAGAAAUGUCUGCUUGAGGGUUUUGUCCAAAUGCUGAACUUGAUAUUCUUCGUGUAGAUUUCUGCAUUGACAACGGGACUUGGUAUUGAAGAACACCAUGCUCGGUGUUUCCUAUCAUCGAAGAUGUGCGGCAUGUUUUGUAUUUUUACUUAUUUACUGUGCCUCACAUAAAGUAACGACAACUGACCCUGCUUUUCAAAAUUCGGACACUGCUGCAGCCUUCACAAAAGCUAACAGAGAAUUUAUGUUGAGUCUCUUAAAGCAGUUACCAUCUGAAACCAACAUCUUCUACUCGCCUUUUAGUAUUUCUACGGCCCUUGCAAUGGUUCAUUUGGGAGCAGGAGGAGAAACACUAAAAGAAAUGAAUCAAGCUCUUCAUUUUGGCAAAAUGGAUAACAUUUACUCUUCAUUCAGCACGUAUCUAGGAUUUCUUUCGAAGGCUACUGGAAACAACACACUUAAUACAGCAAACAGAAUUUACCAAAGCAUGAGGUUCACAGCAGAAGAAUCAUUUCUCCAAAGCUGUGCCAAAUAUUUCAAUGCAACAGUAGAAUCAGUGGAUUUUUCCCAGUCUGAAGCGUCAAGUAAGAAAAUCAAUUCAUGGGUAAGUCAGAAAACAGAAAACAAAAUCCAAGAUCUUAUCCCAGCAAGUGCGUUAAGCAGCCAAACAUUAAUGGUUCUAGUAAAUGCCAUCUACUUCAAAGGAAUCUGGAACAGUCCUUUUGAAACUAGGCACACGAAAAAAAUGGAAUUCAGGAAUGGCAAAGCAAAAUAUAUGACGGACAUGAUGUACCAGAAGGAAUAUUUUAAUUUUUCACAUGUUUCAGAUUUGAAGUUUGAUAUCCUUGAGCUUCCCUACGAGGGUAAAACAAUAACUAUGGUCAUUCUUCUCCCUACUGCUGUGGAUGGCUUGGAGGCUAUGGAACAGAGUUUGACCGAAACUGUUCUUAAAAACGCACUGAAUAACCUAUCAGAGCAAGAAGUUAAAGUGUAUCUUCCGAAAUUCAAAAUAGAGUCUGCCUUUCAAUUGAAAUCUUAUUUAUCGGCACUGGGUAUGCUAUCAGCUUUUGACCCAAACAGAGCUAAUUUUUCAGGCAUAUAUAAAGACCAAGAUGUAUUUAUGAGCGAGGUUUUUCAUAAAGCCUUUGUCGAUGUCAAUGAAGAAGGCACUGAAGCUGCCGCAGCCACGGGAGUCGUUAUAACUUUGACAUCCAUCCGAUUCCCUCCGGAGUUUCGAGCAGAUCAUCCGUUUCUCUUUUUCAUUCGUGAUACUGUAAAUGACGUCAUACUAUUUGCCGGAAGAUUUUAUGAUCCAGUCAAUGUUCAAGGUAUUCGCGACUCGAAUGGUGCCUGCGAUUUAGGCAAAAUGUCAAAAGAGAUUAAUUGCAUGUUUAUUCUGUUUGUAUAUGUUUUAAAUCAUAUGCUCAGAAGAUCUACAUGAAAAAUAUACUUACCAAAGUUUGUAAUUUGCCUGAAUGAUAACGGAGACACUGUGCAGUAGUGGCAGCCUCAAUAUGUACAUGUAUCAUGACUUUUGUUUCUAGUCAACCAAGUCUUACCUGUGUUUAGUCGUUUCAUAAAUGAAACUGAAGUGUGUAUAUUUACAUAAGCCAAUGGAUCAUCAGUGAUAAAUUAAAGUAUAGCUUUUACUUUAUUUGCUAACAUUACAUGUAUGUAUCUUCUCUACCGUAUUUUUUUUUAUCUAAUAAAGUUUUAUAAAGUGUG